AGAUAAAUAGGGUAGCUGAUGACGACGUCUAGGUGGUGCGCUCCGUGAUUUUUGGUGUUUAGAUAAAUAAAUCAUACGAGGACGGCAUCUAGGUGUACAGGGCGGCCGAUGGCGAGGUCUAGGUAGUUCGCACCGUGGUUUUUGGUGUCUAGGUGUUGAAAUAAUUCGAGGGCGGUACCUAGGUGUACAGGGUGGCCGAUGACGAGGUCUAGGUAGUUCGCUCCGUGGCUUUUGGUGUUGAAAUAAUUCGAGGGCGGUGUCUAGGUGUACAGGGUGGCCGAUGACGAGUUCUAGGUAGUUCGCUCCGUGGUUUUUGGUGUCUAGGUGUAAAAAUCAUUUGAACGCGGUGUCCAGGUGUACAGGGUGGCCGAUGACGAGGUCUAGGUCGUGCGCUCCGUGGCUUUUGGUGUUGAAAUAAUUCGAGGGCGGUGUCUAGGUGUACAGGGUGGCCGAUGACGAGUUCUAGGUAGUUCGCUCCGUGGUUUUUGGUGUCUAGGUGUAAAAAUCAUUUGAACGCGGUGUCCAGGUGUACAGGGUGGCCGAUGACGAGGUCUAGGUCGUGCGCUCCGUGGCUUUUGGUGUUGAAAUAAUUCGAGGGCGGUGUCUAGGUGUACAGGGUGGCCGAUGACGAGGUCUAGGUAGUUUGCUCCGUGGUUUUUGGUGUCUAGGUGUAAAAAUCACUUGAACGCGGUGUCCAGGUGUACAGGGUGGCCGAUGACGAGGUCUAGGUCGUGCGCUUCGUGGUUUUUGGUGUCUAGGUAAAUAAAUCAUACGAUGACGGCGUCUAGGUGUACAGGGUGUCCGAUAACGAGGUCUGGAUAGUUCGCGCCGUGGGUUUUGGUGUCUUGGCGUAGAAAUAAUUCAAGGGUGGUGUAUAUCAACAAUCAGUGAUCUCAUGUUAGUGAUAAAAAUGUUACAAAAAAGCUUUGAUCUAAAGAAGGAUACUGAGCGUCACGUAUCAGCCUCGAAUUCAUCCUCGGUUCGUUUGCUGCAAGAGUACUUUUGUAAAAGUCUCUUGAAGCAAAUUUACUUACAUUAUUGGAAAUUUGACAAAAAUUUACAGCAAAAUGUCCGAAGUACCAUCAAUAGGGAUUGACCUAGGAACAACAAAUACUGUUAUAGCAGCAUGGAUACCCGAGACGAAUAAGGACUUGAACUCCACCAAAUCAUCUGGUACAGUGAACAUAAUAGCCAAUUCUAAAGGACACAGAACGACGCCGAGUUGUGUGGCUUUUAAUGAAAAAGAGCGUCUGAUUGGCACUUCAGCUCUAUCUCAGGGGCAAAGGAAUUCAAAAAACACCAUUUAUAGUUCCAAGAGGUUGAUAGGACGUGAGUUUGACAAUGAAGUCAAAGCCGAGAGUGAACAUUGGCCAUUUGCAGUGGUGGAUAAAGAAGGUCGUCCCUUCUAUGAAGUCAACCAUAAAUCAGAAAUUAAAUACUACUCGCCUCAGGAUAUUGCGUCAAUGAUCUUAGAAUAUGUCAAACAGUUUGCUGAAAGCUACCUAACAAAAAAAAUUACAGAUGUAGUUAUCACUGUUCCCGCUAACUUUAAUACCAUCCAACGUGAAGCAACAAAAUUUGCUGGAGAAAUGGCAGUAUUAAACGUAUCCAUUAUAAGUGAGCCGAUUGCUGCAGCACUCGCUUAUGGCCUAAAUCAUAAGAUAAAUUAUAAUGAUUAUGUGUUAAUCUUUGAUCUUGGUGGGGGCACGUUUGAUGUAUCGGUUGUCACAAUGCAAAAUGAUAUUUUAAUUGUCGAAGCAACAAGUGGCGAUCAACACUUAGGAGGUGAAGAUUUUACAAAUAUUUUGCUGGAACACUUCACUAAGGAAUUCAAUUCUAAAUAUGACUGUGAAAUACAGGUGAACGAAGUGUCAGUGAAGCGCUUGUAUAAUGCUUGUGAAAAUGCAAAAUUAGAACUAAGUGAUUCUGCAAGUGCAAACAUAGAUGAAUUUGCGUUGUUUGAUGGGCAUGACUUCUGUGCUACCAUAACUAGAGAUAAGUUUGAAGAACUUUGUGAUAAUUUAUUUCAGAAAAUUCUGAAGUCAGUUGAAUUAGUCCUGUCGGAUGCUAAAGUACAAAAGUCUGACAUAAAAAAUAUUGUCUUGGUAGGAGGCUCAACUAGAAUAUUAAAGAUACAAGAUAUGUUAAAAGACUUCUUUGGUAAAGAGUUGGACAAAUCUAUAAAUCCUGACGAAGCAGUUGCCUAUGGUGCUGCUCUGCAAGCAUCCAUGAUCCAUGGUAAUAUGGAAAAUCUUCUGUUGGUUGACGUAACACCAUUGUCACUUGGAGUUCAAGUAGGAGAAAAUGAAAUGUCCAUAUUGAUAAAGCGGAAUACUCGUUUACCGUUCUCUAAAGCAAGAAAUUACACCACAGCUAGAGAUAAUCAGCAGAAAGUAGAAAUAAAAGUUUAUGAAGGUGAAGACAAAAAUGUUAAUAAUAAUUUAUUUUUAGAUAAAUUCACUUUGAUGAACAUUCCUCCUGGGCCAAAAGGUACUCCAACUAUCAUUGUUACCUUCGAUAUGAACAAUAAUGGCAUUCUUAUAGUGUCAGCUGUAAUAAAAUCAAAUGAACAUCUUACCAAGAAAAUACACAUUGACCGUAGAAGAUGUUUCUCCCAUGAAAAAAAAAACCCAAGUUGACGAGGUAACAGUGAUUGACUAAAAAUCUAUGGUUACGAGAUACUUCAGAAGAGAAAAGAAAAAUCUAUAGAAAAGAAUGAAUCAUCGUUAACAUGCGCAACAUCAACAGAAAUAAAAAUAAAUAUUAAUAUAAAUAAAUUACAGUACAAUAAUAUGAUGGUUAAAAGAUUUUGAUAUCAUUACUUUAUUACAGUGCCAGUAAAUUUAAAAUAUAAUUUUUAAUACUGAAAUAAGAAAGAUGAAAAAUGAGUUGUUAUUUUUGUUUCCCUCUCAAAAUACAAUAGAUACAUACUCUAAGCUUUUGAGGGACAAUUGCAUUUCUACAUAAUUUUCUUUAUAUACUCAUUAUCUAAAUAUUAAAAUUCUAAUCAAUAUUACUAUAAAGGUACAACAAAAUAUGUUUCGAUGCAUUUCAAAAAUAUAUUAGUAAAUUAUGAAUUAAAAUCUAUUUAUAUUUCCACAAAUUUCUCCAUUCUUUUUUCGAUGUUUCACAAACAUGAAUUUUUUCAAAACAAAGCCACCUUAAUGUCCAUAAGUGUCGAAAUUUUCGUGAACGUAAUUAAAAUACGAUGUACUACCGUCUUCCGUACUACUUUUGCUCAGUAUAAAGUGAUACUUGCUUGUUGUAGAGAACUUUUCGGUCCCGUGACAUUUAUUCUGUUUCGGACGUAACAGUAAUUUUCAAAAAUUCUACGGUAGUCCAGUUGAUAUGUAUUAGCAAAUUUCGAUGACAGUUGUGCAAAAUGAUAAAUAUUAUCAACAUGGUCAAGGCUCUGGAGAUGAUCUUCAACAUUUGUGUAAUUAAAUGUCACAUUGCAGCAGCAACAUUUUAAUACAUUUAAUUUAGAUGAGACGCACACAAUUGAGUUGUAAACGAGGUUCUCAUAAUAAUCUAUAACAAUUCCCACUGAAGUCAUUGCUUUAAUAAUCUACCAGAGAAUGGUGCCAAGAAUCAAAUACAUUUCAAUAUAUCAAAUAUAAGAAUAAUCUGCAAACAGCAAUAAAUAAAGCAUAAAGCAAGACGGUAAAGUAUACAUAAUAAAUAUGCUUUG
Messenger RNA from Nasonia vitripennis (jewel wasp), 3691 nucleotides. RefSeq names its product heat shock cognate 71 kDa protein-like. Lineage: Eukaryota; Metazoa; Arthropoda; Insecta; Hymenoptera; Pteromalidae. Gene Ontology annotation, cellular component: cytoplasm. Gene Ontology annotation, biological process: cellular response to unfolded protein; protein refolding. Gene Ontology annotation, molecular function: misfolded protein binding; ATP-dependent protein folding chaperone; ATP binding. The transcript has 4 exons. The record is from RefSeq and is a predicted model, not a curated record. Bases 1068 to 2639 code for a protein of 523 amino acids.